Culex pipiens pallens (northern house mosquito) is the source of this 1153-nucleotide messenger RNA. RefSeq names its product deoxyribose-phosphate aldolase (gene Dera). Gene Ontology annotation, molecular function: deoxyribose-phosphate aldolase activity. The transcript is spliced from 3 exons. The record is from RefSeq and is a predicted model, not a curated record. Gene Ontology annotation, biological process: carbohydrate catabolic process; deoxyribonucleotide catabolic process. The coding region runs from base 134 to 1072 and encodes 312 amino acids. Lineage: Eukaryota; Metazoa; Arthropoda; Insecta; Diptera; Culicidae. Gene Ontology annotation, cellular component: cytoplasm.
UUUUUAUUUCUCUCUAAAUUGUCUCUCUAGUUGUAGCCGUAGCAUCUUGUUAUCAAUUGCACUGUGUUGAACACUUUAAUCAACGUUACUAAGCAUUCCUUUUAAGUACACCUAAUCUACCUCAAACUCAAACAUGAUUGUUAACAAUGUAAUUCCUUUCGACCCCAUUCCGCUGGAAAAGGUGUACGUCAAUCUACGCAGCGUGGAACGCUCGGUUGACCUGCUGACAUCGACACUUAUCAAGCGACAAUCGCCGGCUCAGCUGCUCCACUGGACACUCAAGGCGCUAAGCCUGACCGAUUUGACGACGCUGAGCGGCGACGAUACGCGAGCGAACGUCGAGCGGCUUUGCUUCAGGGCGGCCUAUCCGUUUCCCGAACGACUGGCAGACCCCAAAGACUAUGGCCAGGUUCAUACGGCGGCGGUGUGCGUGUACCCGAGCCGGGUUGGCGAUGCGUACAGGGCGCUGGGGGCGUUGAAGCGACUGGACCAGAUUCAGAUUGCCGCUGUGGCCACCGGAUUCCCUUCGGGACAGUAUCCGCUGCACUCGCGACUCGCGGAGAUUACGUACGCCAUCGAGCAAGGAGCGACCGAGAUUGAUAUCGUAGUUGAUCGGAGCCUGGUGCUGAACGGCAAGUGGAACCAGCUGUACGAGGAGAUCGUCAAGAUGCGUGAAGCUUGCGGCGACAAAGCGCAUCUGAAGACCAUUCUUGGUAUUGGAGAGUGCGGAACCAUGGUGAAUGUGUACAAGGCGUCGAUGGUGGCAAUGAUGGCGGGGUCUGACUUUAUUAAAACGUCUACGGGGAAGGAAGCUGUGAAUGCCACGCUGCCAGUUGGGUUGGUUAUGAUUCGUGCCAUUCAGGAGUUUUACAGGUUGACGGGAAAGAAGAUUGGCUUGAAACCUGCGGGUGGAGUUCGUACGGUGAAGGAUGCCGUGGCUUGGAUGAUUAUGAUAAAGGAAACUCUGGGAGAGCAGUGGCUCACCCCGGAACUGUUCCGUUUUGGGGCGUCCGGACUGCUGGACGAUGUCGAAAAGCAAUAUUACAGCCUUAGCAAGCAGCUACGUAAGUAAAAAGUACGUACACGUUGGUUGGAGAAAUUUUAUUUCUUUUUAUUAAAAAUUUGUACAAUAACAAUAAAUAACUAGAAAAAU